Molecule: messenger RNA, 3138 nt
Organism: Nematostella vectensis (starlet sea anemone)
Lineage: Eukaryota; Metazoa; Cnidaria; Anthozoa; Actiniaria; Edwardsiidae
Product: tetratricopeptide repeat protein 28
Exons: 3
Coding region: 163-2949 (928 amino acids)
Molecular function (GO): protein binding
Source: RefSeq, a predicted model, not a curated record
GUGUAUCCCCAGUGAGCUAGCAUGAUCUAGAAUAGUUGAGCUUUAGUUAAGGUUUCUGCACACCCAGCAAAGAUUGUUCCUUGUCUGAUUGUCGUAUAAAAGACACUUUAAAAGCUUUGCAUAUAAGGGAUCACACUGUCUUACAGCAAGUUGCUACGAGAAAUGGCUUGCUCCGUUCCUGAUUCUACCGACAUCGAGCGGGAGCGUCACUUACGGCUUCAACAACUUCUGGUGGAGGGAGGAACGACUGCGCUUAGAAAGUUCUUCGACAAUAUACACCCCCCGGCCACGCUUGCCACGGUGCUCACUACAAAACAGAGACAGCUCCAACAGUUGGUGAAUAAAGGCAUUUUAUCAUCUACUCAGUGGAGUAAGCUCUAUCCUGCAAGUGGAAAUCCAGAGUCGAAGCAAUUCGACAUUUCUCUGUUGUCUGCGUUGCUCAGAAAUAUCUGCGGCAUCCUGACUCCCAAUGAUCCAUUCUGGAGCACUUAUCCACCUGACGCAAAUAUCUCUGAUGAAGCUAAUUUGGUAAGGAUAAGAAUGCUGAGAAAUGAUUUUGCACACUCAACCACUAUACGUCUCAAUGAAUCACAAUUUGAAAUCUUUUGGGAGAAGCUUUCGAGUGCACUGGGUGCGCUAGGGUUGAAUAAGUUUAAAAUAGACGAUUAUAAGAUGCGUCCCAUCGGAACUAAAGAUUACACCAGCGUAAUACAACAGUGGGUGGCGUCAGAUGGUAAAAUUCUUGAGAAGUUGCAUGAUAUGGCAUCAACAGCAGCCAGACACCACGAGGAGGUGAAAGCGGGCAUUGAAGAAUUCUUAAAACUCAAACCGGGCAUUGAAGAAGUUUUAGGUCUCAGAGGCAGGCUAGAAGAACUCAUAGACCUUUUAGAGCCGCGCAGUCAACAUUCGUUACCAAGCAACGGGCAGGUGAGAGAGACACAUAACGGGGAAUCUGGUGACGAGAGAGAUCAAGCUGAAGAGCUCAUGGGCAGGGGUCGUAAAUAUUACGACAUGGAUAACUACGAGGAGGCUAUAGGACAUUCCAAAGAGGCCUUGAGGCUGUACCAAAAGACAAGUGAUGAUCAAGGGCAGGGGAAAGCACAUCUCCUUAUUGGUACCACACACGACCAUCAAGGUAAAUACGAGGAGGCUAUAGGACAUUACAAAGAGGCCUUGAGGCUGUACCAAAAGACAAGUGAUGAUCAAGGGCAGGCAAUGGCACAUCUCCUUAUUGGUAUCACACACGACCAGCAAGGUAAAUACGAGGAGGCUAGAGGACAUUACAAAGAGGCCUUGAGGCUGUACCAAAAGACAAGUGAUGACCAAUGGCAGGGGAAGGCAAAUCUCCUUAUUGGUAAUACACACCACCAGCAAGGUAAAUACGAGGAGGCUAUAGGACAUUCCAAAGAGGCCUUGAGGCUGUACCAAAAGACAAGUGAUGAUCAAGGGCAGGGGAAGGCAAAUCUCCUUAUUGGUAAAACACACUACCAGCAAGGUAAAUACGAGGAGGCUAGAGGACAUUACAAAGAGGCCUUGAGGCUGUACCAAAAGUCAAGUGAUGACCAAGGGCAGGGGAAGGCACAUCUCCAAAUUGGUAAUACACACCACCAGCAAGGUAAAUACGAGGAGGCUAUAGGACAUUACAAAGAGGCCUUGAGGCUGUACCAAAAGACAAGUGAUGAUCAAGGGCAGGGGAAGGCACAUCUCCUUAUUGGCAAUACACACAACCAGCAAGGUAAAUACGAGGAGGCUAGAGGAUAUUACAAAGAGGCCUUGAGGCUGUACCAAAAGACAAGUGAUGACCAAGGGCAGGGGAAGGCACAUAUCCUUAUUGGCAAUACACACGACCAGCAAGGUAAAUACGAGGAUGCUAGAGGACAUUACAAAGAGGCCUUGAGGCUGUACCAAAAGACAAGUGAUGACCAAUGGCAGGGGAAGGCACAUAUCCUUAUUGGCAAUACACACGACCAGCAAGGUAAAUACGAGGAGGCUAGAGGACAUUACAAAGAGGCCUUGAGGCUGUACCAAAAGUCAAGUGAUGACCAAUGGCAGGGGAAGGCACAUAUCCUUAUUGGUAAUACACACGACCAGCAAGGUAAAUACGAGGAGGCUAGAGGACAUUACAAAGAGGCCUUGAGGCUGUACCAAAAGACAAGUGAUGAUCAAGGGCAGGGGAAGGCACAUCUCCUUAUUGGUAAUACACACAACCAGCAAGGUAAAUACGAGGAGGCUAGAGGACAUUACAAAGAGGCCUUGAGGCUGUACCAAAAGACAAGUGAUGAUCAAGGGCAGGGGGAGGCACAUCUCCUUAUUGGUAAUACACACUACCAGCAAGGUAAAUACGAGGAGGCUAUAGGAAAUUACAAAGAGGCCUUGAGGCUGUACCAAAAGACAAGUGAUGAUCAAGGACAGGGGGAGGCACAUCUCCUUAUUGGUAAAACACACUACCAGCAAUGUAAAUACGAGGAGGCUAUAGGACAUUACAAAGAGGCCUUGAGGCUGUACCAAAAGACAAGUGAUGAUCAAGGGCAGGGGAAGGCACAUCUCCUUAUUGGUAAAACACACUACCAGCAAGGUAAAUACGAGGAGGCUAGAGGACAUUCCAAAGAGGCCUUGAGGCUGUACCAAAAGACAAGUGAUGAUCAAGGGCAGGGGAAGGCAAAUCUCCUUAUUGGUAAAACACACUACCAGCAAGGUAAAUACGAGGAGGCUAGAGGACAUUCCAAAGAGGCCUUGAGGCUGUACCAAAAGACAAGUGAUGAUCAAGGGCAGUGGAAGGCACAUCUCCUUAUUGGUUAUAAACACUACCAGCAAGGUAAAUACGAGGAGGCUAGAGGAUAUUCCAAAGAGGCCUUGAGGCUGUACCAAAAGACAAGUGAUGAUCAAGGGCAGUGGAAGUUAAAUCUCCUUAUUGGUUAUAAACACUACCAGCAAGGUAAAUACGAGUAGGCUAUAGAACAUUCCAAAGAGGCCUUGAGGCUGUACCAAAAGACAAGUGAUGACCAAGGGCAGGGUGAUGCACAUUUCUAUAUUAGUAUUACACACAACUUACUACGAAAACUUAAUAGAAGCAAUAAAUUCGGAAGGAUAUAUACAACCAACCAGAAGAGAACUAUUCAAUCAUGAGGAAAUAUACAA